Molecule: messenger RNA, 2160 nt
Organism: Lucilia cuprina (Australian sheep blowfly)
Lineage: Eukaryota; Metazoa; Arthropoda; Insecta; Diptera; Calliphoridae
Product: glypican-4-like
Exons: 6
Coding region: 59-1843 (594 amino acids)
Biological process (GO): regulation of protein localization to membrane; regulation of signal transduction; cell migration
Cellular component (GO): synapse; plasma membrane; extracellular region
Source: RefSeq, a predicted model, not a curated record
UCUAUUUAUAGAACAUUUUCGCAAACUACUGCAAGAAUCCAAAGCGGAAUUCCACAAUAUGUUUACACGCACCUAUGGUGUGAUCUAUCAACAGAAUUCCUAUGUAUUUUCUGAUCUCUUUAAUGAAUUGGAAAACUAUUAUACACGUGGACGCGUCGAUUUGCUAGAUGUUAUGGAUACAUUUUUCAAUACUUUGUAUCAGAAAAUGUUUCAAGUGUUAAAUGCUCAAUAUACAUUUGAUGAAAAAUAUCUACGCUGCGUUAGUGAACACAUGAAAGAACUGAAACCUUUCGGCGAUGUACCCGACAAAUUAUCCGUCCAAAUUAAGAGAUCUUUUGUGGCCACACGAACUUAUGGACAAGCUUUAGGCACAGCAGCUGAUGUAUCCAAAAGAUUAGUUAAUGUACGUCUUAAUGCAGACUGCACUUCGGCUCUAACGAAAAUGCAACACUGUGGCUCUUGCAAGGGUUACACCGAAAAGCCCUGUACAAAUUAUUGUAUUAAUGUCAUUAAGGGUUGUUUGCAUUUUUACAAUGAACUGGAUACCGAAUGGGAAAAUUAUGCCAUGGCUAUGGAAAAAUUAGCUGAACGUUUAUUGGGUUCCUUUAAUAUUGUUAUGGUAGUGGAACCUAUAAAUAUUAAAAUUUCAGAGGCUAUUAUGAAUUUUCAAGAUUCCGGUCAUGACAUUACCAACCGUGUCUUCCAGGGCUGUGGUCGUCCCACUUUAGGUCGUGCAAAACGUAGUGUUAAUCCCAAAUUCGUUGCAACUCCCCAACACUCGGCAGAAACUAAGUCGUUGAAAAAACGUUCAGCUUCAUCCGAUUUCUUAGAUAUUGAACAGCUCGAAACUGAUAUUCUUGAUAUUGAUGCUGCUUUAGAUGAUGCCAUAGUAUUGCGUGAACGUAGAGCUGCCGAUCCCGGUAAUCGUGAUAGUAGUGAAGGUGGUAAUAACAAUGGCAGUAAUGGCGGAACCGGUGGUGGUGGUGGUAACAAUAAUAACAGACGCAAUAACAAACGUAAACAACAGAAUCGUAAAAAUGAUGAGAAUGAAUAUAAUGGACGCGAUCCGGCUUUAGAUAAAUUAGUCAAAGAUAUUAAACAACGUGUUAAAGACUAUAAGAAAUUCUGGUCAAAUUUACCCCAUCAAAUAUGCAAUAAUGAUGAUAUUUCCAGUUCCAGCGAUGCUGAUGGUAUGUGCUGGAAUGGUCAUACUAUUGAUAGAUACAUGCAUUCGGUGACCACUGAACAUGGUUCGAAUCCCGAAUUUCCUGGUAAUCCCGCUACAACUAAACAAACUAGCCAGGUGGCUACACAAAUUCAUUAUUUGAAAAAUGCCAUUAGCCAUUUGCGUAAUGCCUACAAUGGCCAAGAUGUGGACUGGAGUGAACAAGAAGAACCUUACUACGGCAGCGGUUCCGGUUCGGGUGGCGGUGUUGAUGAUGAAGAUGACGAUGAAGGUUCCGGUUUGGGUAGUCCCUUUACACCUAGUCACAAACCUGACCAUACCGAUCGUCCCUCCGUCAACGUUAACAAUGUCGACGAUGAAGACGAAGAAAUUGUCGAGGAACGCACGAACAUGGGCGGUAAUGUUGGCUUGGGUGGCAGCGGCAUACAGACACACACCUCACGACCCCAUAGUCCACACGAAACAAAUGUCUUGGAAGAAGAUGAUAGUGAACAUCAUGAUCAUAGUAUUGAUGAUGAUGAUGAGGAUGAUGGAGAUCUCAAGUCAAGUGGGUCAGCGGUGGGUGCAGAGAAAAUGUCAUUACGUCGUGCUUUAUUUAUGUAUUUAAUGCCAUUGUAUAUGGCCUGGUUUGGUGGCAUUAUUGUCGAUAUGCUGUGAUUUGUUAUUUAGGUUUUUAUUUUGUUUUUAUAUAUUUUUUUUUUUAUAAAGAAAUUAUUUUUUUUUUUUAUUUAACUUUAAAAAGAAAAAAAACUAAAAAAAAAGUAUGAUAAUGGUAGAAUGUGAAGAAAAGAAAAGUUUUGGAAUAAUCUGCAGAAUUUGUAAAACUUUAAAAAAUUUUUAACUCGAAAUUAGAAAAAAAGCAAUUUAGUAGCAUUCAGAAGUCUUUAAAGUCUUAUUGUAAAAAUCUCUAUACAAGACUUUCUUCGUUAAAGUUUAGUUUUUAUUUUUUAAAGUAUUUCAAACUUACUUAUUAU